Messenger RNA from Boleophthalmus pectinirostris (great blue-spotted mudskipper), 2615 nucleotides. It is a transcript of the gene neurl1b, whose product is annotated as neuralized E3 ubiquitin protein ligase 1B. Gene Ontology annotation, molecular function: ubiquitin protein ligase activity. Bases 325 to 2031 code for a protein of 568 amino acids. NCBI's taxonomy places the organism in Eukaryota, Metazoa, Chordata, Actinopteri, Gobiiformes, Gobiidae. The record is from RefSeq and is a predicted model, not a curated record. The transcript has 6 exons. Gene Ontology annotation, cellular component: early endosome. Gene Ontology annotation, biological process: ubiquitin-dependent endocytosis.
CCCUGAGUGAAUUAUUCAGGGCAUUAGACUGUGGCCGUGCGCGUGAGAGGGAACCCUGCUCACUGUGUCUUUAAAGCCGUGCAGUGGGGGAGCCUUCACUGAAGAAAGGAGGGGUUGCUGUGCGCCAGUUGGAGGUGUCCGCUUGUCGCUGUGGUUUGGGUUUGACAUUAAAGACGAGAGCGUCCAUCUCUAAGCUCGGGGAUGAGAGCACAGGCAGUGGCAUUGGGAAACAUGCACGGGUACUGUUCGGAAAUGCAUGGAUGGACGCACGGACGCGUCAGUCGGAUAUAAGUUGCCCACCGGUGCAACGAAUUUCUGGAAAUAAUGGGGAACACGACACCGAAGCCAUUAAUAGACACAACUUUGCAACCCCGCCCGGUGGCCAACAGGCAGUACUACACUCUGCCCAACAAUGGUGCGGGUGUGGAAAGAAGGACCUCUGCUGCACCAGUCAACGUUAAUCUGGAGUCACCACGGUUUCACCCUCAUGCCAAAGGAAAAAACAUCCGUCUGGAUGGGCAGCUUCGACGAGCCACUCGUAAAAACAGCUUCUGUAAUGGCAUCACGUUUAGCCACAGACCAGUCCAUCUCUAUGAAAAGGUGCGUCUUCGUUUGACGGGUGUGCACACAGGUUGGAGUGGAGCUCUCAGAUUUGGUUUUACAAGCCUUGACCCCAGUGAACUUGUGGCUACAGACAUCCCCAAGUACGCCUGCCCUGACCUUGUGACCCGGCCUGGUUUCUGGGCAAAGGCUCUUCCCGAAAGGCUGGCCUUAAAAGACAAUGUACUGUCAUUCUGGGCUGAUCGCCAUGGUCGUGUUUUCUACAGCAUCAAUGAUGGAGAGCCUAUCCUUUUCCACUGUGGCCUCAGUGUCGGCUGUCCACUGUGGGCCAUUAUAGAUAUUUACGGCAUCACUCAGGAGGUCACACUGCUUGAAAGCGCAUUUGCUGAGAGUGUGGGGCCAAGCUGCCUAAGCACAGCCCGACUCAGUGCCUAUCUGCCCCAGAGCAGCCAUGACUCAGCCAACUACAACAACAAUCAGUUGGAGAACAACCAGGCCGCCGCCGCCAAGAUGGCCGACCUUCAGCUCAAUAACUACUCGCAGAUAAUCCCCUGCUGCUCCACCACUUCCUCUACCUCCACUCCCUCUUCUGCACCCACUGCCUCCAGGGUCGUCCGCCCAGGCCUCCCCGCUCCGCUGGACAACAACUUGCACUUUCACCCAAUCCGUGGCUCUGACGUGAUCCUGUCGGCUGAUCGGUUGGCCGCUUGCAUACACUUUCUGGACAGCAGUCGGACACUUGUCUUUGGUGACCGGCCCCUUCACGUGGGGGAGACUAUUUACGUAGAGGUGGGUCACUUAGGCCUGCCAUACUUUGGAGCACUGCUGUUUGGUUUGACGUCAUGUGACCCUGCGAGUCUACACGCUGCAGACCUACCGGCUGAUCCAGAGCUGCUGCUGGACCGUAAAGAAUACUGGGUUGUCCACCGGGGCAUCCCUAUCCCGUGCUCUGGAGAUGUGCUCAGUUUCAGCCUGCUGUCCACUGGUGAAGUGCACCAUGCCAUCAAUGGAGUGGGGCGCGGUCGCCUGCUCUGUGUGGACUCCUCUCAGGUGCUGUGGGCCUUCUUCACCCUCCAUGGAGCUGUUAACAGGGUCAGAAUACUGGGAACAUUACAGCCCAGCCCCUUGCCCAGCCCCUCACAGAGCAGUAGUCCAGACGACAGUGACUCAGACCUGGCCUUCAGUGUGAACCGCUCCUCCUCUGCCUCGGAGUCCUCCUUGGUGACAGCCCCCAGCUCCCCCCUCAGUCCUCAGGUCUCGCCCACCAUGGCUGUCCCGGAGCUGCCCCCUGGUGGCAAAAACGGGGAGUGCACUAUUUGCUUCGAUCAGGAGGUGGACACAGUCAUCUACACGUGUGGGCACAUGUGUCUGUGCAAUGAAUGCGGCCUCAAGCUCAAAAGACAAAUCAAUGCCUGCUGCCCCAUCUGCAGAAGACCGAUCAAAGACGUCAUCAAAACGUACAGACCAUGAAAGGAUGACUUCUUCUAGGACACUUUAAGGUUGUGGGACAGUGCACGUUUAGGCACCAUUACUCAGGCUGGAUCGAUAUGGACAAAAGCCAAAUGUGGAAAUAUUGUGCCUAUGGGAACAUUUUGUAACAUAGAUAUGAUAUAGGUAUUAGAGAAGUUUUGAUCUUCUAUAAAAUGCACACUUGAGCUUCUAUUAGUGCACCUAUUUUAUAUUUUUUAUGUGGUUUUGUCCUGUUUCACAUUAAUAAUUGCAGAAAAACUGCUGUGAAUAUAUUCCUAUGUCCUUUAGAUCCUCUGUGACCCCAGAUCAGUACCUGUGCUUUAGACUCCUAGUGCCUUAGGUAUCUCACAGCUGUGUCUGACUCAAUAUGCUACAGGUCCUAGCCAUAUUUUUAAUGUACAGUGACGAGGUCUGCUGGUGAAAAGGGAGAGUGACUGGGAAUGAAAGGAGGAAGGGAAAGAGAGAAACAUAAAAAUAAUUAAGAUAUUUUAACAAAAAAUACUGUGUUUAAGAGAAGUGUGUUUAAAAUAUGAUGGAGUAACAUGUUUUGCACAAUGGCAGUUUAAUAAAUGGUAUAAAUGUGA